GUCGAGCAUCUUCUUUGGUCCAUUUUGGAUGAUAGCAAGACCUCCGUGCAACCUAAGAAAAUGACCAAACUGCAGUUUUUAAACGUCUUUUUGACUGAGCGGCUCAUGCUUGCUGCGCAGGAGAUUUACAAAUCUGUCGAGGAUACGAUUUUGGAGUAUCAGGAGGAGAUAGCGAUCAGAGAGCGGGAGAACGACCAUCUGAGACGCAGACUGAGAGACGCAGGAAUUGAAAUAUGGCCAGAUCGCCCAUCCAUGGCACUGUUGGAUGAGGAGGAUGGUGAACAUCCACGGCGUGAGUGGAGUCCCAGCAUGGGGCAUGAAGAGCGUAUCCCUAUUCAGAUUAAGGACAAGAGAGAACUGCGGGGCAACCAAGGAGACGAUCAACUCCGUGGUCAUGGCUCAUGUGCCACAUCAGAGAACAUGUUCACUCCUCCACGUGUUGGAAAUGAGUACCCCCAGGAUGGCCCCCACACGUCCAACCACCCUCAGAGUCAAGGUGUGGAGAACAGGGAGAGGGACCCUGGAUCUCGAGGUUCAUCGAGACACGUAAAGGUAGAGAGUGGAGGAGGCCACAGGGGCUCUGCUUCCUCCAACAGUGGCGCCCAGCCCCUUGCACCAGUCAACCCAAACUGUCCAAAUGAGAACAACAUUGACAUUAUUGGGGUGGAAAACGGAGGACAGAUGGGUGCAAAGGGAGCUGGGAAUGGAGCAAACAGAGGACAGCCUUCUCACAUGCGUAACCAAGCUGCUAAUGCUGUGGACUGCCCCCAUCAAAAAUCCCCUCUUCAGGGCCACAUGUCAUCCUUUUGCUGCAAAGUUUGUGGAGAGGCAUUUAGUCACAUUGGCCACCUUCAUGUGCAUGUACAGGUGCACACCCGAGAAAAACCUUACCGCUGUGGAGUAUGUGGGAAAUGUUGCAGCUCCUCCGGCAGACUUCAGGAGCACCAGCGUAGCCACACGGGAGAAAAACCGUUCCGCUGCCAGAUUUGUGGAAAGGGCUUCACACAGAUGGCUCACCUGAAGGUUCACAUGAGGAUCCACACAGGGGAGAAGCCGUACAGUUGUCCAGUGUGUGGCAAAUGCUUUAGCCGCUCGGACAAAAUUAAAAGACAUCUCCAGACCCACAGCCGCGAGGGAACCUAUUUCUCAGGGCAAUGAUGACAGUGUUUUGUUAGACAACCCAGCUGGUGAAUUAUCAUGAUGUUGGGAACUUUGCUACAAAAAGCUAAAAUUGCUGCCAUUAGGAUUUUUUUUACUUUCCAAGAAUUAGGGAUUCUGCUAAUCUAAGAGAUUUUCUUUUCUAAUAUUUCUCCAAUCCAUAGUCCCUCAUUAGAAUUUGUAUUAGCCAGUUUUGUAUGUCAUUUACCUAAUUUUGUACUUGUCACUGAGCAUUAAACUUCUAAGAUACAGUUUUAGUUAUAGCGAGCCUUCCUGAAUUAUCUAGCCUCUCCUUAGUCAUUAUUAGCAUGAU
Cheilinus undulatus (humphead wrasse) is the source of this 1471-nucleotide messenger RNA. RefSeq names its product zinc finger and SCAN domain-containing protein 22-like. Gene Ontology annotation, biological process: regulation of transcription by RNA polymerase II. The coding region runs from base 61 to 1158 and encodes 365 amino acids. The transcript is spliced from 2 exons. The record is from RefSeq and is a predicted model, not a curated record. NCBI's taxonomy places the organism in Eukaryota, Metazoa, Chordata, Actinopteri, Labriformes, Labridae. Gene Ontology annotation, molecular function: RNA polymerase II cis-regulatory region sequence-specific DNA binding; DNA-binding transcription factor activity.